Bipolaris victoriae FI3 is the source of this 1434-nucleotide messenger RNA. RefSeq lists its product as hypothetical. The record is from RefSeq and is a predicted model, not a curated record. Lineage: Eukaryota; Fungi; Ascomycota; Dothideomycetes; Pleosporales; Pleosporaceae. The coding region runs from base 1 to 1434 and encodes 477 amino acids. The transcript has 2 exons.
AUGGUGAUAGAGAAUGACAUCGACGACGCGCAAUCUCACCUGCCUCAGGUUUCUUCGGGAUUUACAGCAAUCAACCACGGGCAGGUACAUCUCGAACAGCUCUUGACGCCCGAAUCAUCGGCGGCCACAUCAGUCCCGCCGAACCCAGCCUCAUCAAGGGCGAUCGGCAGCCCGCGACGACGGCACAAUCCAAAUGUUGCUCGAUACCUCGGCUUGGGCAGCACCAUUGUGCCAGAUCAUCUCAAGAACUAUGCGCCACGGCUAGCAAGACCAGACAGUCCAUCAGUUGAGUCUGGGCGAAAGCGCCUGCGGCAGGCUGAUGACAAGAUUAUACAGCGUAGCUCCCGCACAAGAGGGCUUCAAGGCGGACUCGCAGCAUCGACAUCAGCACCUACGCUAUACAGUACUCAAUAUUCUCAAGCUACCUAUGACACAAAUGACAGUAUAUCCAUUAUGAACAGCCAGGCUUUGCCCCAGCCAUACUUUGCUCAGCCUGAAGUUUCGCACGUGACUCCGAUGAGCACUCUUGACUCAGAGACCGUGCGAAUGAAUAGUCAAGACGCGGUGAAAGGACCACAUCCUGAGAGCCCCUAUUUGUCACUACCUGAUCAAGGAGAAAACGAUGUAAUCGGUAUAUGUCCGGGUACUAACGACAGCAACGUGCUUUGUCGAGACAAUGACGACAUGAAUACCACCAGCGAUGAUUAUGAGUUCGAUAUCACGGACGAUGAACUACUCACUCUAGCUUCGGGUUUUGAUGAAAGGCGUUUCGACGUCCCUCACAACAUCUCAAGCUCACUGGCAAAGUCCUAUCUUAAAGAUAAUGAACAGAUGCACGCUAGUGAUGACUGUAGUGAAAAUGCACCUGAGGAAGCGCCUGCUAUCAACACCUCUCAGCACACUCGCAAGAAGUUCAUAUCUCCAGUUACUCUAACUACCCGUCUGUUGACGGUCACCAGCGAUGAGGGAUCUGCAAAUGCUCGGGCCCCGAUUGUCAGACCUCCAUUUCCGAAACCAGCUCGCGACCGCUCGCCUAUCAUAGGCCUUUCGUCGAAUGUUAUACUCAGAAUAUGUUUCCGGAUCGGUGAAGCAGUCAACCAGAGCCAUCAAGCAUCAAAGUCAGGGCAACAGAUGCUCAUCGAGCUGUAUGCCAGGGUGCUUACUUCGGAGCGGACUGAGAAGCAUCAGUAUUUUACCUUCUGCGACCUUUUCCACGCUAAUCCUCCACACGUGAAGGGCGUCUACGAUGCGGUUAUAUGGAAGGCGGUUCCGCUUUUCGAAUAUGACAGUAGGCGGCUGUUGCAACAAGGACGGAUGUGUCGAUGUAUCGGGACGAUGAAGCGCAAUGGCAAAGAGAGAUUUAUGGUUGUUCAUAACAUAUGGGAGGCGACCUGGGAAGAUAUUGAGUGGGUGGAGGGCAUUGUGGGCUUUUAA